This is a messenger RNA of Corylus avellana, 1248 nucleotides long. NCBI's taxonomy places the organism in Eukaryota, Viridiplantae, Streptophyta, Magnoliopsida, Fagales, Betulaceae. The record is from RefSeq and is a predicted model, not a curated record.
CCCUCUCACUCACCUCCCUCGUCACUCUCACUCUCGAUCUCUCUACCGCUGCUCUCCCAAACUUUGACCGACGAAAACUUUCAUACAAGGCUUUGUUGAAGAGAGGGGAGGAAGCAGGACCAUCGUCAGGAAGGUCUUCAUCACUAAAGAGGGGAAGGAGGAGGAGGAGGAGGAACGAGAAGAGGUCCAUGGAGCCUGCAAUGGAGUCGCGGACACCAAACCUCCAAGUCCUUCCACUAAAGUCAAAAAGAAGAAAGAGGACUACGAAGACGACGAUAAUAGGUUUAAGCUGCGAAACGGCAGGGAGGUAUUUGAAGAAAAAGCCUUCCUUGUUGGUGUUGAGCGUAAAGGUGAUACAGAGGAUUCUUUUGUGGAAAUAAGGGGAGGGAAUAUUGCAUCCAUUGUUAAAGAAGAGGAUGGGCGUGGCAGUUCCAAGGUGGGGCAUAUAGUUGAUUAUGGAGAGGCUUGUGUCAUGCCUGGCCUGAUUGACGUGUAAGCUGUGUAAAACGUCUCUCUUUCUUGUGGUCUAUUUCUUCAUGCAUGCACAUCUUGAUGAUCCUGGAAGAGCAGAAUGGGAAGGAUUUCCUUCAGGGACUAAGGCAGCUGCUGCAGGUGGUAUAACAACAUUGGUUGACAUGCCUCUAUAUAAUUUUCCUUCAACUGUUUCUCGAGAGACUUUGAAACUCAAGAUUGAAGCUGCAGAGGAGAGAAUUUAUGUUGAUGUUGGUUUCUGGGGAGGUUUAGUUCCUGAAAAUGCAUUCAACUCAAGUAUUCUUGAGGGUCUCCUAAAUGUUGGUGUUCUUGGUUUGAAGUCUUUUAUGUGUCCUUCGGGGAUCAAUGACUUUCCUAUGACAAAUGCCAGUCAUAUUAAGAGAACACAAUAGAGGAUAUGGAGAUUGCCUGUCCAUUUUGUCCAGUUAUGUCCAGUUAAUUAUGGCCAACUGAUAUAUUUUGCUUUAGCUGGAGCUGACAGAAAAGAUCUGAUGAGGAAGUUGCCAAAAUUCAUAUAUGAUGAGGAAAAGGCUUUGGAGUUGAGAAGUUGUUCCUGCAUUUAUAAUCCUUAAAAAAGUGCUCAUUGUGUUUGUCCUCAUGCAUGUUUGGUAAAGUGUUUGAAUCUUAAAUUAUACAAAAGGACUACUCUUUGGUUGUGGUUUCGAAGAACAGAAAAAUUAUAGUUAUCCCUCUUAGAAUAUGUUUCCCGUUUAUUUGUUCAGAUUGAUAAAUUCAUUUCCCAACUGCACUUGAUUA